AUGCGAGGGCUACCGGCUAGAGGACGGAGCCGGCCAAAGAAGGAAUUAGGCGAUGGCUACAAGCUCAUCUGCACAUCAAAUCGCAAUGGCGUUGGUAUCAUAUUGAACGAGUCGUUUAGAAAUAGCGUCACAGCGGUGGCUCGACUAUCGGAUCGCUUGAUGGCUGUAAAAGUAGACACAGGAGAAGUGGAAUUGGGAGUCAUCUCUGCUUACGCGACCCAGGCGGGCUGUAGUGAAGAAGAGAAGGCAAGCUUUUGGGAGGAUCUGGAGCAGUACGUCCAAUCCCUGGAAAGCGAAGAAAUACUUUUAAUCGGAGGAGACUUCAACGUACAUGUCGGUUCUCGGAAAGACGGAUUCGAGAGUUGUCAUGGUGGAUACGGCUAUGGAGCUCGUAACAACGACGGGUUGCGAAUCCUGGAGUAUGCUGUUGCAAGUGAUUUGAUCAUUGCUAACACGCAGUAUCGAAAGAGAAAAUCGCAUUUGAUCACGUACACCAGCGGCGGUCGUGAGACACAAAUAGAUUUCUGGAUGUUACCAUGUCGCUGCCCAACACCAUCUGCUCGUUACGGACAUGAAAAUCUCCCGUCAAAGGAAGAAACAUCCAAGGAACACAGCGCAUCAAAUGGUAAGCCAAAGGUACAAAAGACUACGUGGUUUUGGAACGAGGAAGUUCAGGCGGCAAUUCGUGAGAAGUCCAAGUAUAAGCUCUGGUGGAGGACGCGUCAGCCUGAAGAUCGGGGUGCUUACCUAGCGGCGAAGAGGGAGGCUAAGAAGGCAGUCUCCAAGGCGAAGUCGGACCGCUACAAGGCUGUGUACGACAUGCUUGAUACCAGAGAAGGCGAGCGGGCAGUGUAUCGUUUAGUCAGAGCACGUCAUCGCUCAACGUUGGAUAUGGAGCACACCAAGAUCGUUAAGGGAGCUGAUGGAGCCGUUCUGCGCCGCUCUGGUCAGAUCCUGGAGAGGUGGCGAGAGUACUACAAUCACUUGUGUAACGAAGAGUUCUGUCAUCCUCCCAUCCCAACCGUUCCCAGCGUCGAGGGUCCUGUUCUACCAAUUACUGCCGUCGAAGUCAGUGCUGCCCUCGCAAAAAUGAAGUCGAACAAGGCAACCGGUCCUGAUGACAUACCUGUUGAUAUCUGGAAGCUGCUAGGAGAUCGAGGGUCCAUGUGGCUCGCAACUCUAUUUAACAAGAUCGUUGCAGAAGGACGGACUCCAGACGUUUGGCAAACUUCCGUGACCGUGCCUGUCUGGAAAGGGAAAGGAGACAUUGCUGACUGCACCUCGUACAGGCCUAUACGACUGCUCUGCCAUACGAUGAAGAUUUUUGAGCGUGUCCUGGAAGCUCGUCUGAGGAAAAUUGUUAGCGUUUCACUCAACCAGUGCGGUUUUGUGAAGGACUGCAGCACUAUAGAUGCUAUCCAUGCUGUCCGAAUCCUCCUGGAGAAACAUCGAGAGAAGAACCGCAGUGUGCAUCUUGCUUUUCUCGAUCUCGAGAAAGCUUUCGACCGUGUCCCACAUGAGCUGUUAUGGAUGUCCAUGAGGUCGCAUAGAGUACCAGAAGAAUAUGUGCGGUGGACGAAGCUGCUUUAUGCGAAGCCUAUCAGCGUUGUACGAUGUGCUGUUGGAACAAGCAGGCCAUUCCCUGUACGAGUAGGGGUUCAUCAGGGUUCAUCCCUCUCACCUCUGCUGUUCACACUGUGCAUGGACACGAUAACGAAGAAAAUCCAGAAGCAGCAUCCGUGGACUCUACUCUUUGCCGACGAUGUCAUGCUCGCGUCGGAGUCUCGAGAUGAUCUUCAGAAACAAGUGCAGUCUUGGAAGGAUCAGCUGCAGCAAUAUGGAUUGCGCCUCAACGCAUCAAAAACUGAGUACAUGGAGUGCGGACCAAGGAUAGAGGAUGGUUCAAUUCGUGUUGAUGGCACCGAAUUAAACAAGGUGAACUGCUUCAAGUACCUUGGAUCCAAAGUGACUUCCACAGGCGACAUUGAUCAAGAAGGUCGAGCACGUGUUAAUGCUGCAUGGAUGAAAUGGAAAAUGGCAACAGGGGUACUGUGCGACAAGAAAGUCCCUGUUCGACUAAAGUCGAAGAUCUACAAGACGGUUGUGCGUCCUGUUGCCCUUUACGGAUGCGAGUGCUGGCCGACAACGAAAGCCUUGGAAAGAGUGCUGCACGCUAUGGAGCUGCGGAUGUUGAGGUGGACGAUAGGUGUAACGCUAAAAGAGAAAGUAUCCAACGACACUGUGCGCUCCAUCUUCGGUGUCGUCCCGAUAACUGAGAAGAUGAAGGAGGCGCGACUGAGAUGGUUUGGUCACGUAUUGCGGCGGGAGAAAGAUUCUGUUGCCAAAACCGCUCUGAGGCUCGACGUUUCAGGAGUGAGGCCGCGCAGGAGGCCAAAGAUUCGCUGGUUAGACCGUGUGAAGCUGGAUAUGAUAGAUGCACGUUUGUGUACGGCUGAUGCAAUGGAUAGAACCAAAUGGAAGACAAGAAGCAGAAAAGCGGACCCUGCAACAACGCGGGACAAACGCUAG
This is a messenger RNA of Necator americanus (New World hookworm), 2529 nucleotides long. RefSeq lists its product as uncharacterized. The transcript is spliced from 3 exons. The record is from RefSeq and is a predicted model, not a curated record. Lineage: Eukaryota; Metazoa; Nematoda; Chromadorea; Rhabditida; Ancylostomatidae. The coding region runs from base 1 to 2529 and encodes 842 amino acids.